UGUUCUUUUCUCUUCUGCUAUUGACAUUAUCAAAACAAAAUGGAUGACAAAAAUACGAAUGAAAAAAAUGAAGAAAAUACAGAAAAACCAAAAACUUUUGCUGAAAAACAAGCAGAACGUAUGAAACGUUUACGUGAGUUACAUACACAACGAAAUCAAGCACGUCAACAUAACCAUGAAGAAGUUGUCGCUGAAGAUGCUCGCAACAAAUUACCUACGAACUGGGAAUCACGCAAACGACAAGCAGAAUGGUUGAAACAAGAUCAAGAAGCACGAGAAGCAGCUGCAAAACGUGGUGAGGAUUACGAUCGUGUAAAAUUAUUAAAUAUAUCAGCUUUAGAAGCUGAGCAAAUGGAACGUAAAAAGAAAAAAAAGAAUCCCGAUGUAGGUUUCUCAGAUUAUGAGCAAGCUACAAUACGUCAAUAUAAUCGAUUAGUUAAAAAUAUGGCACCUCGAGAUAUGGAAAAGUAUGAGGAACAGAAACAGAAAUUAGGUGAUGCAUUUUAUGGAGGGCCUAAUGUUAUUUUACAAGGUUUACAUGAAGAUCGAUCCGACGCAAUUGAUAACAUGGUAAUGGACUUAGAGCAACAAAUUGCUAAGCGAGAGAAAUACUCUCGAAGACGGACACAUAAUGACGAUGCGGACAUUGAUUAUAUUAAUGAACGGAAUGCUAAAUUCAAUCAAAAAUUGGAACGGUUUUAUGGUGAACAUACAGCCGAAAUUAAACAGAAUUUGGAACGAGGUACAGCCGUUUAAAUAUUGAUAUAUUAAAUUCAACUAUGUUUGGAUCGCAGUGCAGCCGUUUGCAAGAAGUGAUUUGGAAAGGAGACUGCUUUAAGGACACUUUUGGCGUUGCUAACAUUCAGCUGAAAUGGAUGAAUACAUCUAAAGUACCGUUUAAAAGCUGUGUAUUUCCUAGAAACCUUUACAUGAUAUUUUUGGCGACGACUUUCACUAAUU
Molecule: messenger RNA, 960 nt
Organism: Chrysoperla carnea
Lineage: Eukaryota; Metazoa; Arthropoda; Insecta; Neuroptera; Chrysopidae
Product: pre-mRNA-splicing factor Syf2
Exons: 1
Coding region: 40-756 (238 amino acids)
Cellular component (GO): post-mRNA release spliceosomal complex; catalytic step 2 spliceosome; Prp19 complex
Source: RefSeq, a predicted model, not a curated record